Molecule: messenger RNA, 2199 nt
Organism: Phymastichus coffea
Lineage: Eukaryota; Metazoa; Arthropoda; Insecta; Hymenoptera; Eulophidae
Product: RNA-binding protein 34-like
Exons: 4
Coding region: 201-1979 (592 amino acids)
Biological process (GO): mRNA processing
Cellular component (GO): nucleus
Molecular function (GO): RNA binding
Source: RefSeq, a predicted model, not a curated record
AGCUAUGGGACCGGGGUCUUGGAGAAACAGCCUAAGUUUUUCGUGGAAACAUUUGCCGGAAGUACGCUUGCCACUUGCUCUUCUUUCGCGCGAAUUCCGUUGCACAGAAACCGUUAAAGAAUAUUAUUUACCUAUCUUUGUGACUAUAGUAUUACCAAAGUUGAUAUUCUAUCACAGAAACGUAAAAAGAAUAAAAAAAAAUGGGUGUACGAGAUGGUUCAGUAACUAAGAAGACGAAUCAAUCAAAUAAAUCAAAAAAUGUACCAAUGAAAGCUGGAAAUAAAGGGAAAGGCAAGAAUGUUGCAACACCGAAAAAAUCAGGCAAAAAUAAAAAUAACAAACAAGGCUUGAACAAAAUGAAAUUAAAGUUAAAAGUCAAAGAACCUGAAGAUGUUGAUUCAGAAAUAGAAUCAACUGAAGAUGAAUCUAUCGAUGAAUCACCACAAAAAAAAGGAGUUAAAAUGUUUGAGGGUUUACAAGAUAGUGGUGACAAAUCAGAAGACGAUUCUGAUGUUGCUGAAAGAAAUGCAGAUGAGGAAGAUGAUGAGGAUGAUGAUGAGGAUGAUGAUGAUGAUGAUGAGGAUGACGAUGAUGAUGAGGACGAUGACGAAAAAAAUGAGGAAGAUGAAAGUGGUGACGAAAGUUCAGGUAAUUUGAAGGCUCUUCUGACUGAAAGUAUGAAUGAUGAGGAUGAUGAAGAGGAUGAUGAUUUUGACCUGGGUGGUGAGAGCGAAGAUGACUCUCAUGUUGAGUUACUCAAAAAAGGUGCAAGAAAUGAAGAUGAAGACGAUGAUGAGGAUGAGGAUGAUGAUGAGGAUGAUGAUGAUGAUGAGGAUGACGAUGAUGAUGAGGAUGAUGAUGAUGAAGAUGAUGAAAAAUCUCCAGGGUUAAAAGCUCUCCUUGGUGAUAGUUUAGCUGAUGAAGAAGAUGAUAGUGAUUUUAAUGAUGAAGGCCAAGAUGAGUCUGAUGAAGAUAUAAGUGACGAAAGUGAAGAAGAUGAAAAAUCUACUCCUAAAAAAAGAAAGGCUCAAGAAAAAUCCACUCCUCAAAAGAAAAAGAAGACACAAGAAGAAAGUCCAAAACCUCAACACUUAUCACCCAACGAACAGGUUAAACUGGAUGCUCGAACCAUCUUUGUAGGAAAUAUACCCAAAGAUACAACAACCAAAGCUAUAAAACAGUUUUUUAGAUCUUGUGGAGAAAUAGAAAAUAUACGUGUCAGAGGAGUAGUCUCAGAAGACAGUAGGGUUUCACCUAAAGUUGCAACCAUCACAAAAAAAAUGCAUCCGAAGGUGCCAACAGUUUAUUUUUAUAUAGCUUUCAAGGAUGAAGCUUCUGCUAUAAAAGCACUUGAAUUUAAUGGCAAGAAAUUUGGUAAUAACACAUUGAGAGUUGAUUUAUCAAAUAAAGGCAAAGAACAUGAUCAGAAAAAAGCAGUAUUCCUAGGAAAUUUGCCUUUUGAUAUUACUGAAGAUGAAAUACAUGCUCAUUUUACAUCUUGUGGUAAAAUUGAUUCAGUUCGUCUUGUUAAACAUCGUGUGACAGGUUUGAGCAGAGGCAUUGGCUAUAUUAAUUUUGUUGAACCAAACUCUGUUGCGUUGGCCUUAGAAUUAAAUGAUACCAAGUUGAAAAAUCGUCAAAUACGAGUAAGCCAAUCUAGCCCUGAUAAGAAAAAUAGAAAACGAAAACAGGGUAAAAAGCAAGAUAAUGAGCAGUUUGGACGAAAAAAAUUUAAAACUACUAAAGGAGAAGCUGUAGAUACAGAUGGUGCUGGACCAAGUGACAAGAAAAAGAGAUCACAAGGGGAAAAGAAAAGAGAAAAAUCAAGCGGUAGUGAAAGUUCUUCCCCAGCCAAAUCGCCAUUCCAAGGACAACAAGCAAAUGAAAAAAAGAAAUCUAAAAAAAAUAAAUUAGAUAAGAAGAAAAAAAUAAUGUCAGAAAAACUAAUGUCCACAAAAAAAACAAAAUCAUCUGAUUAAGGCAAUUUAGAGUUUAGAUAUUUAAGUUUUUAUUUUGACUCGAAUUUUUGUAAUAUCUGUCUAUUGAAGCAUGAAUGUGUGCACAGUCUAACGUGGAAAUAAUUCAAAUUAAAAAAAAAUGUCAUGAAAAAUCUAAAAAAUGAUUGUAUUUAGUAUACUGGAUGUACAAAAUGAAAUGCGUUUUAUAAAUUAAAUCUUAAAUGAAUUUAUUGAUUUUUUU